Molecule: messenger RNA, 3003 nt
Organism: Kickxella alabastrina
Lineage: Eukaryota; Fungi; Kickxellomycota; Kickxellomycetes; Kickxellales; Kickxellaceae
Product: adaptin N terminal region-domain-containing protein
Exons: 3
Coding region: 80-2857 (925 amino acids)
Biological process (GO): clathrin-dependent endocytosis; intracellular protein transport
Cellular component (GO): AP-2 adaptor complex; membrane coat
Molecular function (GO): clathrin-cargo adaptor activity
Source: RefSeq, a predicted model, not a curated record
ACAAUAUUCUAUACUUUUCCUUUUUCUGUCUUGAUAAUUCAUACUUGCUGCUCGACCUAAUCUCAAACAAUCCACAGCAAUGGCGCCAAUGAAGGGACUGACGGUGUUUAUAGCGGACCUGCGCAAAUGUCGGUCGCAUGAGGAUGAGGAGAAGCGGGUAAACAAGGAGCUGGCCAACAUUCGCACGAAGUUUAAAGAGACAAAUAUCAACGGAUACAACCGCAAAAAGUACGUGUGCAAGCUGAUCUACAUGUCGCUGCUCGGCUACGAUGUGAACUUUGGGCACCGCGAGGCGGUCGAGCUGAUCACGGGCGCCAAAUACAGCGAGAAGCAGAUCGGAUACCUGGCAGUCUCCCUUUUAAUGUCCGAGGACACGACGCACGCACAAACCGUAGUCUCAGCGCUUCGCCGUGACCUCCACGACACAAACGAAUGCAACGUAUGCCUGGCGCUCAAUGCUAUAUCCAACAUUUGCACGCGCGAAAUGGCCGAAGGCCUGACACAGGAUAUAGUUGUACAGCUGCUUUCGCCAGCAGCCAGCAUGUUUAUCAAGAAAAAGGCUGCGUUGUGUUUGCUGCGGCUGCUGAGGCGGUUUCCUGAGGCUGUCAAUGCCCCGCAGUGGGCGUCCAGGGUGGUGCCGUACCUGGGCCACCGCGACAUUGGCGUCACGCAGUCGGUGGCCUCGCUGGUGACUGCGCUAGCCCAGCAGUUCCCCGAGGAGACCCGCAAGGCCGCGUCCUUUGCCGUGCGCAGACUCAAUAGCCUGGUCAUCGACAACGAGUACACUCUGGAUUACGUGUACUACAAGGUGCCGGCGCCGUGGCUGCAGAUCAAACUCCUGCGGCUGCUACAGUACUACCCAGCGCCGGAAUCCACCGAGAUGCGCACCGUGCUACUGAGCAUUCUGCGGCAUAUCAUUGACGUGUCGCAAGAUACUCCGCGUGAGCUGCAGCAGAUGAACGCCCAGUACUCGAUUCUCUUCGAGGCCAUCAACCUGGGUAUCCACCUGGAUGUCGACCAGGGGCUGAUGCAAGAGUGCGCUGUGCUGCUUGGCCGCUUCAUUACGUCGCGCGAAACCAACGUGCGCUACCUCGGGCUUGAAACCAUGGCGCAUCUGGCCGCGUACAUUGACCGCCUGGACUCGAUAAAGACCUACCAGGGGGUGAUCAUCCAGUCACUGCGCGACCGCGACGUCAGCGUGCGGCGCCGCGCCCUGGACCUGCUCUACUCAAUGUGCGACGUCAGCAGCGCCAAGACCGUGGUCUCCGAGCUGCUGCGGCAUAUGGCGCUGGCAGACGUCGGACUGCGCGAGGAGAUGGCGCUCAAGGUGGCGAUAUUGACGGAAAAGUUUGCCACUGAGUACUCCUGGUACGUCGAUGUCAUGAUGCGGCUAGUGUCCUUGGCCGGCGACCACAUGGGUGAUGAGGUCUGGCACCGCAUUGUGCAGGUUAUUUUGGGCAACGAGGAGUUGCAAGUGUACGCGUGCAAGAUCUCCCUGCAGACGCUCAAGGCUCCGGUCUGCCACGAGAGCGCAUUCAAGGUAAGCGCCUAUGUGCUGGGCGAGUUUGGUCACCUGAUAGCCAACUCGGACGACAGCGCGCCCAUUGAGCAGCUCAAAGCCCUACAGAGCAAGAUGCCAGCGAUGUCCCAGGCCGCCCGGGCAGUGGCCCUGACGACUGUCGGCAAGUUCAUCAACUUAUUCCCAGAGAUCAAAACCCUAUGUCUGCGUGUCCUCGACAGGUAUCGCGGUGCUCUGGAUGCUGAGCUGCAACAGAGGGCGUGCGAGUACUAUGCGUUGGGCACAUUGGAGAGCGAGGAUCUUUUGCCGACGGUUUUCGAGGAGAUGCCGCCGUUCCCUGAGCGCCAAUCGGCGCUGAUGUCCCGGCUGCUCAAGAGGGAGUCACACACGGAGGACCAGCGCACCUGGGUAUUUGGCGGCCGCGACAUCAACCGCGAGCGCCGUGGUCUCUCUGCAUCGCAGCCCGAGGCAGAGUCCCCAGCAGCUGCUGCCAAGGAAGAGCAGCAGCAGCAGCAGCCAACUCAACAAUCACUAUCACAGUUGGAGCAGAAACAGCUCACGGCUUCAGACCAGGUUGUGGCCAAGAGCAUGCGACACUACGCACGGCUUCUCUGGGAGAACGACGGCAUUUUGUACGAUGGCGAUGAGAUUCAAGUGGGCUUGGUCGCGCAGUACAAGCCCCCAGCCGGCCGUAUCGGCGUCUUCCUUGGCAACCGCUCAACAGCGCCCAUGUACGGAAUUUCCAUCAGCGCCAGCAGCUCCGAUGCAAGCAAGGUUUCUAUCCAGCCAGCUGCUGGUCAAGACGUCCUGCCGGAGACACUUCUUCCCUUGGCGCAAGCGCGUAUCUUCUUUGACGUCCACUGCUUGCAGGUUUUCUCAACCGCACCUUUGCUGCGGAUUUCGUACACAGUGGCAGGAUCACCGACGGUGUCGGAGCUGCAGUUGCCGGUGACUGUGGGUCAUUUUAUGAAUCCGGUGACUAUAGCUGUGGGGGAUUUCUUUGCGCGGUGGAAGCAACUGGGGGAUUCGGGGAUUGGCGAGUCGCAGCAGGUGCUGAAGGCAGCGUUUUUGGCAUCGGAUUCGGCGGCCGGCGAGUGGCUGCGCAGUGUGGUUGGUGGCAUGGGAUUUGCGCUGAUUCAGGGUGCAGACCCGGAGCCGACCAAUAUUGUCGGCGUAGGUAUUGCCACGACACAGGCUGGCCGCUUUGGGUGCCUUGUCAGGGUUGAGCCCAAGACCACACAUGGCCUAGUGAGGGUCACGCUGAGGGCAACUAAUGCUGAGGUUGCGCAGGCUGUGGGUGGCAGCCUGCGGAUGGUGUUUGAAAGUCGGCAGCAGUAGCAGUAGUAGAAGAAGAAUGCUUGAGUUUGUAAACUAUCUAUUUUUAAUUUAGAAAAUAAUAAUAUGAAAUUGUUAUUAUGUAGUUUUGGACCAAGUCUUUUUAUUCCAUUUCUUAGUCAUUGGUUUUACCCAGUGGGGAUUGAGCC